Molecule: messenger RNA, 5929 nt
Organism: Argiope bruennichi
Lineage: Eukaryota; Metazoa; Arthropoda; Arachnida; Araneae; Araneidae
Product: CUB and sushi domain-containing protein 1-like
Exons: 3
Coding region: 193-2055 (620 amino acids)
Source: RefSeq, a predicted model, not a curated record
CGUCGAUGAGGUUGGGUGGUAAGUCGGAAUGUUUCCAAAUCAAAAUGUCUUGUCGGGAAAGAGUGGAGACUAAAGGAAUGUCCUCUCUUGACAAGUUGUGAAUAAACUGCGAUGGCAGAACAACUUCGAAGUACUUUCUCUGUUUAGGUCAAAGAAAUAUGUUCAUCUGAAUGUACUUAUUAUUUGACAGGAAUGAUUUCUGUGGCAUGUUUUCUGUUGGCUUUUGCUUUAGCCGACAGUGGCCUCGUUGAAACCGCUGAAGAAUCCACCUUUGAAGAUUGUGGAGAUGUUCAGUAUGACGUCGAAAAUGGAAUGAUUCGUCUUCCUGAUUUUUCUGGCGAAAGUAUCCGCGAUUUGAAUUGCUCAUGGAGUUAUACUGCUCCAGCUGGUCGAAAGCUAUUAAUCAAAGUAGACAGCGUCCAUCUGCCACCAUUGGAAUUGAGGACAUCACAGUUCAAACUGUACAUAGAUGAUACGUUUUACGAUAUACCUCGAAACUGUGUCAAGUGCCUCAGGGAAAUGGUUGCAGGUAAAGUUCUGAAUGUAAUAUUCACGUCUUAUGUAUCAUCCUAUUCAGAAUCUCAUAUUAAAGAAUUCAACGAAACAUCAGUGAGUGCAGAAGGAAUCGGAUCUUUUCAGAUACGCUACAAAGCAUUCGAUCCUCACCGUUGUGGUAAACCAGAACAAAUUGAGAAUGGUCAUACAAUCAAUAAGGGCAGAAAGGUUGGCCAAAGUGUAUUUUACCAUUGUAAUCCACCUUAUGAUUUAAUUGGUGAUUCUGAAUUGCAUUGCAUUGUCACGGACGAAAAUCCAGUACCAGCAUGGAGUAGUAAAGUACCUAAAUGUGUUAUUCAAGACUGUACUGAGGGACCUGUUGUGAAACACAAUAGUCACGGUGCUAUAGCCAGUCCAGGCUAUCCAACACAUAUAUAUCAAUUUAAUGAACCUUGUAUUUGGGAAAUUAUUGCUCAACCCAACCAACAAAUUAAAGUUAGCAUUACUUAUUUGAAAUUUCCAAAACGUGUGAAUAAUUCUUUUUCGGAAAAUAUGUUUAGAUUGUCGCUCUUGGAUGGUGAUUCGAAUAAAAAUGUUUUAAACUUUACUGAAUCAAUAUCAUCAAAUAACCCAGUUAACUUUACUACUUUAACCAACAAGCUGAAUGUCGAGUUUGUUGCUGAUACUGACCGCAGGACUAAAGAAGAGGCCGGAUUCUAUUUAGAAUAUUCAUUUGUUUCUAAUUCCUGCUCUAAACCAAAGUCACCUGAAAAUGGUGAAGUGAUUGCUUAUAGUACCGAUUUGGGAUCCACUGUUACUUACAGGUGCAGAACAGGUUUUAUUCUUGUUGGAGAAUUAAAUGCCGAAUGUCUGUUCAAUCGACAAUGGAGUCACCCAACUCCGUCUUGUGAACCAAUUAAUGGCAAUCUACCUCCCUUCAUAACAGCUUCUAAUGACAGUGAUACGGUAACAGACAGGUUAUCUGAAAUACCAAGUUUUACAGAGACUGCAAAGCUACCCAAAGUUGGUAAAAAGAAAGCAACUGAAAUUAUGUCACCGAAAGAAGAACUCAACUUAACUGAGACGAAAGAAAAAUUAUCUGUGCCAAAGCAAAACCAGUUAAAUGAACAUUUCUCUUCAUUUCCUGAACCAGCUGAAACAAAUAUUAAAAAAUCUGAAAAAGAUAGUGGAUCUGGGCCGAAGUCCGAACCGCACCUUCUUCAAGUGAUCCCUCCGAAAGAUGGCGAAAAGAAAUCUACUCCCGAAGCACCUCGUGUUCAUGUGAAUUCCACCAAUCAACCACUUCCACCUUUAGACAAAGGCUACGCACAAGAGAUCGAUCUGGGCGGCUUGAAACUCAACCUCAUGAUGGUUUACCUAAUAGGAGGAGCCGGUAUUCCUCUCUUACUUAUUUUUGUUUUCCUCAUUGUUAUUCUAAUUUAUCGCAGGAAAUACCCUGUAAGGAUGCGAUUCGGUCGGAAGUUUUCGACCUUCGAAAAUCCCAUGUAUGUGACGAAAGAUGCUCAACAUCCCAGAGAACUAAAGCGAUUGACCACUUGAGAUAUGAUAUGUAGCUGGACAUUUGUAUCGAAAGGAAAAUAGGUUUUGAUAUGAAGAUGGAAAAAUGCCAAAUAUAUAACUUUUCCCAAAAGAAAGAGGAUGUCCUUUUAAAGUACGCGCCAAUUAUUUGCGAUUUUGGUAUGACUUUAAACCAGUGAAUGUGUUCCUUUGUCCAUUUUUUAAACAUAUUUAUUAUUUUAAAAUGUAUCGAAAGGCCAUUUUUAUGUCAAAAUAAUUUUUGUGAUGUCUCUUUCUAAAUGUUUUAUUUGAUUGCAAUUCUAAAGUGAAUACGCAUUUGUAAAUAAUUUUAGCAAAAUAUAUCUGAAAGGAAAGUAGUUUUUUGCUUUUAUUUGUUAAGAAAAUUUUAAUAUAAUUUUUCGGUUGUUAUUUAUGUUUCAUUUCUCAAUCAUUUGCAAUGUUAUAUAUGUUAUUGAUUUUCCGUUGAGAAAAUCUCCUACCGUUUUACUUAAAUUGCAUGUUUAAAGUCGCACUUAUAAAGAAAUGAUUGGGAACUUUUCAAAGGAGCUUUGUUCAUUUCGGCUGUAAGACUGAUUAACACCGGAAAAUAUUUCAAAAAGCUCUUUUAAUAAGUGGUUAUUUUUAUAUGAUUCAUACAUAAUCUUAGUAUGAUGUCCAAUUCAGUUAAAAAAAUCUGAAUUGACAUAGUAUGAUUCAAGAAAGAAAAUCUGAACUUUAAUUUUUAUAUUUCUUUUAAUAAAUUCUCUGCUACAUCUGAAGUAUUAAAUGGUUGACUCAUGUCUUGCUGACUUAACAUGGAAAAGCAAAUGAAAUUUUUGUUUUCUAUUUUACUUUUGACAGCAUCGAUAGGUAACAAAAGUUAAAACAAAGUUAAGUUAGCAGUUAAAACAUGUAUGGGUUUAUUUUAAAUGAACUAUAUUCUAUUUAAAUUGAGUGAGGAUUGAAAUUUAAUGACAUUUUAUAAGGCACAAAACUAUCUCCAAUUAAUAUAAGCGUUGUUCAACUUUAAGAGCCAUUUUAUCAUGCAUGAUGAAAAGUAUUCAGUAUACCUCUAUUUGGAAAUCAUACAUGAUACAUUCAUAUACCGUGGAGACAUUUGGCAUUCCCAUAUUGUUAUUCCCAUAUACACACAAUAUUAUCAUCGUUUUUCGAGUGUAACAUUUGUUAGAAAUUUUCUACGGCUGUUUUUUUAUUCAUAAUGAAGAUUGCUCACACUCAUCUUCAUUUUAUUUUACUGAGCUCAUUUUAUGACUAACUAUUUUCGUCGCAUCAAAAUUAGGAGAUGGAAAUUCAUUUCUUGAUCGCUGAUUUGAAUAGAUUUUUGGCAUUAAAGUUAGUAGAUUUUUUUUUCAAAUAGUAGUAAUAGAUACUUUUUUUUUUAAUUUCGCUUAGUUUUUCAUAGAAAAUUUCUAUUUCCUUGUAAAAAAUUGGAUAAAACAAAGAACUAAUUUUUUCGCAAGCAAUGUCACAGAUCUGACUUCAUUUGUUAUGAUGGUUUGGUUUGAUUUCAACAUAACGUCAUCUAGGUCUGUGGCUUUUAAUCAAUAUCGCUAGAGAAUUUAAAAAAUCCGUUAUAUUUCCAAUAAAUUAACUAUUCUUUAAAUUUACAAACAGUUUUUAAGAAAAAUCUAAUUUUUAAAUUUGAAAUGUCCAUACAUCAGUAACUUUGCAAUCUGGAUCUUAUAUUCAAUUAAAUUUCCAAUAAUAAUACCGUUUUAAUUCUUUGGGUGAAGAAAUUUCGAUUUAUAACGCUGGUUUACAAAAUAUAUACUUUAAUUUUUAAAGUUAUCUUCUUUUAAUAUUUUAUUACAGUGAAACCAAGUCAAUUAAUCUGAUAGAUCGUCAUUUUAACAUUUAUUCUAAUUAUCUGUUUGUAUUUCAGCGUCACAAUAUGUGAUUUAUUUAUUAUGAGUGAGAAGUUGGAAUCAUGUUUAGUUAAAGACAAGAUAUUCAUAAAAACCACUGGUCUGCUUUAAAAAAUGAAUGCUUGUAUUUUCCUCUGCUUCAAAUUAUUUAUCGUCAUUUCUUAAUGAUGUGAUUGGAUGAAACACCAACUUAAUAAUUGUUGUCGAAGAGCUUAAACUACGAGAAACAUUGACUCUUUUGAUAUGAAUCUUUUUUUCUCCCUCCCCCCGCCCCUCUGUUAUUUCCUGCUUUUACAGUGCGCGAUCUGAUCAAAUAUUGAGUCACAAUGUUUUAAAAAUAUGUCCUGCCAUUGUUUUCUUCUUUAUUUUUCAUUGUUUUUCGUGUUUGCCAUGCAUUUUAUCAUUUUCCUGUUAUUUAUUUCAAGUUUCUCCGCCUUUCAAUGACGUCUUAUGUGAGAGAAAUGCCAUUUUUUCACUGCUGUUCAUGUGCGACACCUCUUCCUCAUCUUUAUUCUCAAAGUGAUUUGACUGACCUUUUGUCAAAAUUUUUACUAUGAAAAUAUUUUGAAUGCAUUUUCAAUGAUGCUUUUAAAUCAUGUAUGACUCUGCGAUUAAUUUAAGGAAUUCAAAAACAGUAAAAGCUAAUGAAUGAAAUCUCAGUAUUUUUGCUAUUGUUGUUUUCGUAUUACUAAUAUAUCUUAUUUUUAGUUCAUGUGUGAUCAAAUCAAACUAUUGCCAAAAAAAAUGGCAACACGUUCUAGUACAGUACACGUUCUAAGCUAUGAAAGGUUGCCAUAUUUACAUUCUUUAUAUUAAUACAUUUUGCAUCACUUUCAUAUGUAAAUUAGUUUAAAAUAUUCCAAAUCUAAAUGAAAAUGCAAAAAUGUUUAUCUUAUUUAGAAUAGAUAUUGCCUACAUUUUAUGUUGGAUGUAUUAAGCUAUGAGAGUAUUUUAAAUGUGCAAGUUUCAUGCAUUUUUUGCUUGUUGUUCCUGCUUUAUAUUAUUGUUAGCGUUGUGUUGCCGCCGUAAGCAUAAAAUAUUCAUUGCACUCGCACUUUAAAUUCAUUGAUUUUUAUCUCCUUGGGUAAGUGAGCAUCUGUCUCUAGGAAAGGUUCUCAGUUGAUAUUUUUAUGUAGAAUAGUAUAUGUUGACUCGCACAUUUUAAAUAUUAAUACAUUAUGGUAAUUUUCGACUAUACACGCAUUAAUUUCUUGUUAGCAUCGAAAACGUUUUUCAUCCUACUUCCAUCCACAAGUUGCGUCCAUUUAUAAAGAUUUUUAUCUAUUUUCAUCAACAAAAAAUAAAUUACUUUACGAAUUUUUAAGCAUUAAGAUUAAAGUACUUUCUUUUCGGAUCGUUUGAGAACUGUUAAUUUAUCUUUCACAAAUCAUGUAAAUGAUAGUCUUAUAAGGGAGAAGUCAUUAUUGGAAUGAAUAAAAAUUUUCUAUGUUUUGAUGGACAAUAGAAGAUAUUACUCUGGCCAAAACAUUUUUCCCCACUUUUCCGAGCACAUUGCCAAAUUUGGAUUUCAUUAUCAGAUCUUUGUUUUUUAAAUAUUUAAUAAUAUCACAUUCAUAAUGUUUGUUAAUUGUUCGAUAUCGAUGAACUUGACAGUUAUUCCAAAUCUAGAUAAUUUUUUUUUCUAUUUCCUCACAAGAAAAUGUGCUUAUUUUGUAAUAAUACCGCGUAAGAAUUAAUUAUUGUUAUAUGGAUUUUUGUCAAAAAUUCAUAUUAACAAAACUGUUUUCGAUUUCAUCUAUUAUUCUCUUGCUCCAAAAAUUACUGUUCUUACAGAGUUUCCUUGCAUAUUCGUUUUGCCCGUCCAGUUUUAAUCUCUUAACAAAUCAUUUUCAAGUUACAGGUGCUCAUUCACCAGUUGCAAAUUUAAUAGCAAUGCUUGUUAUUGAAAAUCUGUAUUCUGUGUUACUGUUUACUUUUUAUAUGUAAGUGUCUGUAAAUUUUAUUUAUGUAUCUACGAACUUGCAUCUAUUACAUGUUUUUAUGCUAGUAUUUGUUAUGUUGUUGUAAAU